AUGCCCCCUAAUUGGCCUGAAAACUGCAGCUGGGCCGAGAGCCACAACUCCACCUGGACUUUCCAGGACCCGCCGCCGCUCAACUACUACACCCUCCCCCUCCUGGGCGCCAUCACGGUGACGUGCACGCUGCUCUUCGCGGUGGGCGUGGCCGGCAACGUGAUGACCAUCCUGGUGGUGGGCAGGUACCGGGACAUGCGCACCACCACCAACCUGUACCUGUGCAGCAUGGCCGUGUCCGACCUGCUCAUCUUCCUGUGCAUGCCGCUAGACCUCUACCGCAUGUGGCGCUACCGACCUUGGCGCCUGGGGGACGCGCUGUGCAAGCUCUUCCAGUUCGUGUCCGAGUCCAGCACCUACUCCACCAUCCUGAGCAUCACCGCCCUCUCCGUGGAAAGGUACGUGGCCAUUUGCUUCCCGCUGCGCGCCAAGGCCCUGGUGACCAAGCGGCGGGUACGCGGCCUCAUCCUCCUCCUGUGGACCGUGGCGCUAAUGAGUGCCGGGCCCGUCUUCGUCAUGGUGGGCGUGGAGCAGGACGAGGCGGGCUUCCGUCUCAACAACACCCGAGUGCCGCUGGAGGACGACACCCGCGAGUGCAGGAUGACGCACUACGCCGUGGAGUCGGGCCUGAUGGGCGCCAUGGUGUGGCUGAGCUCCGUCUUCUUCUUCGCGCCCGUCUUCUGUCUCACGGUUCUCUACAGCCUGAUUGGACGCCGCCUGUGGCGCCGCCACCGGGAGACGACCGCCGGCCCGCGGGUGACGCACAGGGACAGGAGCAACAGGCAGACCAUCAAGAUGUUGGUGGUGGUGGUGGCGGCGUUUGUCCUGUGCUGGCUACCUUUCCACAUGUGUCGCUACCUGCAGUUCCGCUCUUUGGACGCACCGUCUCCUCUGCUGUCCGCCUUGUCCGAGCACUGCAGCUUGGUGUCGGUGGUCCUCUUCUACCUGAGCGCCGCCAUCAACCCCAUCCUCUACAACACCAUGUCCUGGAAGUACCGGGGAGCGGCUGCUCGCCUCUUCGGCCUCGUCGACCACCAGCGGCCGCGGGCGCGUACAACCAGCACCUUGAAGGCUGACGGAUGGACAGAAUCUACCAUCAGCUUCUAAACUUCAAAAAAAAAAACAAUUUCAAUGAACUUUUAUUGUACAUGAUUUAUUUCCUGGAUGACAACAAAGGACAGUAGAUUGUGUGUCUAUGGUCUACACCAGGGGGGUCCAAACUUUUUACACUGUCAAAAAAAAUCAAAGCAUGUCGGAGCCAUUUUAACAUUUUUCAUUUUCAAACCCAAUACAAUAUUUUAGAUGUAUUUGGUCCUGGGGACCCGGAAACACAGAGAAUAAACCACACAGGUCAAUCCCAAGGUCUUUCGGAUGACCUAUAUGUUGAGCAAGAAUUAGGGACCACCAAGACGGAAUAGCAAUAUUACCAAGUUUUACUAAAGCUUUAGGAGACCUGCCCUUACAAUGCGGUAAUAGCAGCAUCAAAAAGCCAUCUAAAAAUCAAAUGGAAAGAGUCAGCUUGUUUAGCAGGAAAACUGCCGCUCCUGCCCAGAAAGAAAUACAUACAGCCUGGUUGUUCUCAAGGAAUGGUCUCAGUCAUAAAAAAUGGUUGAAUAAGUCAUACGUUAUUUUUUUUUCAACGCCUAUACAAUUCUUGAUCCACUUCAAAUCUAUCAGUCAAUAUCUUUUCUCUUUUUUUCUGCCUUUUUUGUCAAAGAAA
Messenger RNA from Nerophis lumbriciformis (worm pipefish), 1720 nucleotides. RefSeq names its product growth hormone secretagogue receptor a (gene ghsra). Gene Ontology annotation, cellular component: plasma membrane. The record is from RefSeq and is a predicted model, not a curated record. Gene Ontology annotation, molecular function: growth hormone secretagogue receptor activity. Gene Ontology annotation, biological process: G protein-coupled receptor signaling pathway; hormone-mediated signaling pathway. NCBI's taxonomy places the organism in Eukaryota, Metazoa, Chordata, Actinopteri, Syngnathiformes, Syngnathidae.